AUGGCUGCCUCUGGGGGGGACUUCCCUGGCUGCCUGUCCUGUGCCUCUUCCACCCCAGCACCCUCCAGCCACUCCUCAGUGCCUCAGGACGAGAACGGCCACACCCUGUCAGACGAGGACAUCGCGGCUGAGGCUGACACCUUCAUGUUUGAGGGUCAUGACACCACGGCCAGUGGCCUGGCAUGGCUCUUCUACAACCUGGCUGGCCACCCUGAGCACCAGGAGCGAUGCCGCCAGGAGGUCCAGGAGCUCCUGGCUGGCCGGGACACUGCGGACAUUGAAUGGGAGGACCUGUCCCAGCUGCCCUUCACCACCAUGUGCAUCAAGAACAGCCUGCGGCUGCACCCUCCUGUCACUGCUGUGUCCCAGUGCUGCACUGAGGACAUCCCCCUGCGUGAUGGCCGUGUCACCCCAAGGGUAUGGCAUGGCCAAGGGGUCAUCUGCCCGAUGAGCGUCUACGGGACCCACCACAACCCAGAACUCUGGCCUGAGCCUGAGGUGUUCAACCCCCUGAGGUUCAGCCCAGAGAACACCAAGGGACAGUGCCUGUUGUCCAUCAUCCCCUUCUCUGCUGGCCCCAGGAACUGCAUCGGGCAGAGCUUUGCCAUGGCUGAGAUGAAGGUGGCAGUGGCACUGACACUGUCCCAGUUUGUGCUGUGGAGGGACACGGCGAGGCCACCCCCACGCCGCAAGCCCGAGCUGAUCCUGCGUGCUGAGGACGGGCUCUGGCUGCUGCUGGAACCACUGGUGGGAUCAAUCACCAUUUGGCUGUGA
This is a messenger RNA of Passer domesticus (house sparrow), 774 nucleotides long. RefSeq names its product leukotriene-B4 omega-hydroxylase 3-like. The record is from RefSeq and is a predicted model, not a curated record. The coding region runs from base 1 to 774 and encodes 257 amino acids. Lineage: Eukaryota; Metazoa; Chordata; Aves; Passeriformes; Passeridae. Gene Ontology annotation, molecular function: monooxygenase activity; heme binding; oxidoreductase activity, acting on paired donors, with incorporation or reduction of molecular oxygen. The transcript has 8 exons.